Molecule: messenger RNA, 351 nt
Organism: Penicillium canescens
Lineage: Eukaryota; Fungi; Ascomycota; Eurotiomycetes; Eurotiales; Aspergillaceae
Exons: 1
Coding region: 1-351 (116 amino acids)
Source: RefSeq, a predicted model, not a curated record
AUGACCCGCCCAAGACUUCUACUGCCUCAUCAAACAUAUCUUCGAAAGCUUGACACCGUUCGACCACGACCAGCCCUCGAAAGUCUGCCGUACUCGACUGGUGGUUAUGGCGAUGACGAUAACAAGGGUGAUCCUCAAGACAAGAAUCCGGCCUCCCAAGGUGUGAGUCCUCGAACUCGGGAGCUGGAGCACCCAGGACCCUCACCACCGGAUACGAGAUCAGCAGAGUCGAAGUCUUCCGACGCCUCGAAGCCAUCUUCCUCCAAACCAACAAAGGGGGAAGAGAAUAUCCCUCGAUCGUCGAAAGAAGAACUGAACAACGAAAAGAAAAGACAAGGUAAACAAGGUUGA